This is a messenger RNA of Physella acuta, 2570 nucleotides long. RefSeq lists its product as uncharacterized. Lineage: Eukaryota; Metazoa; Mollusca; Gastropoda; Physidae. The record is from RefSeq and is a predicted model, not a curated record.
AUGGCAUGCAAAUCAGCUUUACCUGAAAAUUACGGUCACACUCCAACUUCACUCUCUGACGUUCCGACAUCUGAAGCCCACACAAAUGAGAGCGAAGUUACUGAUCUGCUUGGCGUAAUUUAUGAGAUUUUUCAUGCAAUGUUGCUUGUAGACUGUUAUAGAAGUGGUGCUUCAAUCAGUUCUAAUAAUGCACUGAAAUGUUCACUCUGUAUAAGAAGUAAAAUAAAAGCAACUCACAAUGAGCUGAUGAUGUUUAGUGUGAAAGCUACAUGUAACAGAUUGGUGUUGUUUAUGGAUUAUCUAAGAGGACAAGGGAUGCCUGCAUUACAACAUCUGAUUUGUAAAAUGCAAACUUUGGAAAAAGAGAGUCAUCUGGCUAUUCAAGAAGUAGAUGAAAGCAACAAUAAAAAGACUUCAGCACUGUGGCUAGACCCCAGUACUCCUGAUUGUGUGACAAUUUUAUCGGAAAAACAAGAGCCAGUGAAAGAAACAGAUGACAUGAAAUCUAUUAUACAGAUGCGGGUUUUUAUGCAUAAAAGUUCUAUCACCCUAUGUAGCAUUGAGAUCUGCGAUUUAUUGGAAAGAAUCAAGUUUAUAAACCCACAAGUUGAGUUAUCAUUCAUGAUGAAUCAAGGGAUUUCAUUUGAGCUGACUCUAUGCAGAUUUCCUUGUAAUAUGAAAAUUGUUAAUGAAAAUUUAGAUUUGUCACCUCAUACAUUAGUUGAAUGGCAACACUUUGGAUUUCAAGUGAAAAAACACUUUAAAAGUUCAUCAUACACAACAGAGUGCUCGGCCAGAAUGUUUCAUACAGAGAGGUUACCCAAAUGGACAGAGGAGUGUGAGCUAUUCAACUUAACACUUGCUUUUGUCAUUACUGGUGAUGAUGUUCUGAGCAACCAAAAUCAACUGAGUAUUUCAAAAAACGACAUUCCGCAAAAUGAACAAAGGAAAGUACUGUAUUGUUUGAGUAAAGGUACUUAUUCCAUAUUUCAAGAGUCUGCCAAAUCAAGCUUAGAUGAGCUGUUUGGCAAAUCAAAAGAAAAUCAAGAGGAAGUGUGUUCUAAAAAUUCUGACGAGGAUAUAUUUGUCAAGAUGAUCCCAGAAAUCACAAAUUCUCUUGUUGAUAUCUUCACCAGAAGCACAAAUACAGAUUUUAGAUCAGAAGUUAACAAUUUAGUCCCUACUUCUUCAAGGAUCACUAUGUGUAACCAUAUUGAGAGAAAACUCUGGAAUGUGAUAAAAAAGCCAGUGCCUUUCAAUAGCCCAGAGCUACCCACCCAUAGUGAUGUCCUUGUUCCCAAGCCAAGUAUUCUAUCAGAAAACCAGAACCCUAAUGAUGAAAGUGAAUUGCCCAUUGAUGACUGGGAGUUUAGUGAUGACAGCCUAGAUGCUGAAGAAAUUGGAGCAUUAAGUCCAGAUAGCCUGAACUAUGAGAGUGGAGAGGAAGAUAUAUCUGAACCAGGACACUUUCAGGUCAGGAGUGAGGCUUGUACGUCAGGGAAGUUUAAUUCAUCUGAAACAGUUGGUCAGAAUUCUGCAUCUGCAGAACAAAUACAUCAUGCCAAUCAUGUCAGGAAUAGGUCUUGUACUUCAGGAAAGUUUAGUCCAUGUGAAACAGUUGGUCAGAAUUCUGAAUCUGCCAAACAAGUGUAUCAAGCUAAUAUAGAACAGGCUUUAUAUAGUAGUAGUUCUAAUAGUGAUGUUACGAAACAUGGAACUAGUAGCAAGAAGCAAACAUGUACAGGAAACACAAAUACCUACAGAGAUGAUUUAGAGGUUCCAGAAAAGCUGACAAAUGUUAGCAGGCAUAAAGAAUUUCAUAGAAAAACUUUAUCACAUGUCACGAUAAAUUCUUUUGAAAACUAUCUAGAGAAGAAAGACUCUUUUCAUCAUAAGACAUCAAAAGAGUUGACAUACCCAAUUUUAGAGAAUGAUCAAGCCCACAUUUUACACGAUCCAACAGCUGUCUUAAAUAAUAGCAACACAACAUCCAGCACUAGAAUCCCCCUGAACAACAUGAAUCAAGAUGGAAAAACUAUAACUCUGGCUCCAACUACAGAUCAGAGGCAACCCACAGGAACCCCUGUGUUUGAGAAUGCUAAAUCUACUUCUCAAUCUUUACCAAGCAUGCCAAGAAAAAGAUCCUCUGAGUUCAGCAUGAACAUGGAAGAUUCUGGAAACCCACCUGAUUCAGAUGCACUGCAUGUUCAAACAACACCUUGUGAAGACUUUAAGAAGAAAAAACUGUCAAACCUGGCUCAAUCCUUAGACCUACAUUGUAGAGAACAGUCAUGUCACUUGGAGCAGACAUUGGAUACUUCAGCUGUUCAACCCAUUCCACAAUGCUGCAAACAAGUUGAUGAGUCUGACUGGUUUGAUGAAGAUGAAGUGGCCCAAUGGUUUGCAGAGAUGGAGGACUGAUGCACUAGUUGUAACAAACAUUCACUUGUCAGAUGGGAAAUAGUGUACCUUGACAGACACAAAAAGUAUGUUUUUAUUAUUAUCUAUGAUGAAUUUUAUAUCAAGGAUAAAAGUAUGAUUUAAAAUGCUUCAAACAUUUGAUUCAUAUG